Messenger RNA from Fusarium keratoplasticum, 1494 nucleotides. RefSeq lists its product as uncharacterized. Bases 1 to 1494 code for a protein of 497 amino acids. The transcript has a single exon. Gene Ontology annotation, molecular function: signaling receptor activity. Lineage: Eukaryota; Fungi; Ascomycota; Sordariomycetes; Hypocreales; Nectriaceae. The record is from RefSeq and is a predicted model, not a curated record. Gene Ontology annotation, cellular component: membrane.
AUGUCCGAUGUUACCACCGCCAUCACCACGGCCUGUGCCUACCAGGCUCGUGACGACGAUACUUUGGCCGCGACCUCUGGAUCCGACAUUCGUCCCCGCGUGGAACCUCGAAAGCGACGACACUCUUUCUUCAUUCCCCGGAGACGAUCUAUCGUUGGCCAUAUCAUGGAUGGCGAAGAGGGCCUCCUCCUCAAGGUGGAUUUGUUCCUCUCUGAGCUCGAGCGCCGCCUCGACUUUAUCGAGAACUAUGUCGACCUGAGCAAGGACUCGAGCAUAUCCCGCGCCUUUUCUACCCUCCAGACAGUCCGCACACGAUGUUCCCAUGCCUCUGAAGAAGUCCUCGGCGCAGGACGACGUCGGUUACACAUCAUGGUCGAGACCCUAGAGACGAGAUACCAUGAGACCCUCGAGGCUGCCGAGUCUCUCAACGAAAAGGCUCGUGUUGGCGUGGACCUGCUCGAGAAUAUGCUCUCUGAUUUCGAGACACGCGCUUAUAAGCUUCGCGAGCAGGGCUUUGCAAAUGCCGCCAACGCCGCCGAGGCCUUCAUGGACGAAGGCCGCCGGGUCGCCAACGAAGGUAUCGAACGUGCCAUUCAGGCUGCCCUGUCCCUGGAGGAGCACAUCCAGCAAGCUAUUGUUCAGGCCAAGGAGGGCCGCCUCAUUUGCUACGAAGACCUCCCCAUGCCUUGGAGGAAUAACCCUCACAUCAAGAAGGGAUAUCGCUUCACUGAAUCCAAGCUUGAGUGUGUUCGUUCCGCAUUCAACCUGUCCAACGAGCUGGUCAACAUCUGGUCCCACGCCCUGGGCCUUAUUCUGGUUCUGGCCAUCGCCCUCUACUUUUACCCGAGUAGCAGCAACUUUACGCUGAGCACCAAGACCGACGUCUUUGUGGCAGGCGUCUUCUUUGUCAUGGCUUGUCUGACCUUGGUCUGCUCGACCGUCUGGCACACAAUGAAUGCCGUUGCCGAUGUCGACGCUAUCUCGAUAUUUGCUUGUGUCGAUUACACCGGCAUCUCCCUGCUUAUCGCCGCCUCUAUCAUGACAACUGAGUACACGGCCUUUUACUGCGAUCCUAUCAGUCGGUGGAUCUACAUGUGCCUGACGGCCUUCCUCGGAAUAGGAGGCGUCAUCCUCCCAUGGCACCCUCGGUUUAACGGCGCCGACAUGGCAUGGGCCCGCGUUGCCUUUUAUGUUGGCCUGGCCUUGACCGGCUUCAUGCCCAUGGUUCAGCUCGGGUGGACUCACGGGCCAGACUUUGUCUACGACUUUUACUCUCCUAUCUCCAAAUCCAUGUUUGUCUAUUUCACGGGCGCCGUGGUCUACGCCAGCAAGAUCCCCGAGCGAUGGUUCCCCGGCUGCUUCGACUACGUGGGUGGAAGCCACAACCUCUGGCAUGCUGCUGUCCUCGGUGGCAUCCUUUUCCACUACACAGCCAUGCAAAGUUUCUUUGCUAAUGCUUUCCUCCGAGCGGAGGCUGGUUGCCCUUCGUACUAG